Stegostoma tigrinum is the source of this 4161-nucleotide messenger RNA. RefSeq names its product integrin beta 1 binding protein 1 (gene itgb1bp1). The coding region runs from base 142 to 744 and encodes 200 amino acids. Gene Ontology annotation, biological process: negative regulation of focal adhesion assembly; negative regulation of substrate adhesion-dependent cell spreading. Gene Ontology annotation, cellular component: ruffle; cell periphery; lamellipodium. The transcript is spliced from 7 exons. Gene Ontology annotation, molecular function: integrin binding. The record is from RefSeq and is a predicted model, not a curated record. Lineage: Eukaryota; Metazoa; Chordata; Chondrichthyes; Orectolobiformes; Stegostomatidae.
CGGGGGACACAACAAAGUGAAACACUCGAGUCUUGAGAGGGGUUUCAUCACAAAGUGUCAUAUUGUGCACUGAGAUAAUCGUGUUAUUUCUGUAAGAAACCGGGUAAUUUGUCAGAUAAACCUGUGAAACAAUGGUGAGAUAUGUUUCGAAAAGGGAAGAAACGUCACAGCAGUAGCAGUUCUCAAGGCAGUGAAAUCAGCACAAAAAGCAAGUCAGUAGAUUCCAGUCUGGGUGGUCUUUCCAGAUCUAGUACAGUGGCUAGUCUUGAUACAGAAUCCACAAGGAGUUCAGGACAGAGUAACAGUAACUUUGACACAUGCACUGAAUUCAGAGUGAAGUAUUUGGGGGCUAUUGAAAACUUGAAAGCCAGUUUAUUUGAUUGCCUUCAAGGACCACAAGAUUUGAUUAAUUAUAUUGAUUUGGCACAGCAAUAUGGAAAAUUACCCUUUACACCAUCAGAAGAGGAGAGUAUUUUAUAUGUAUCCAAAUAUGGUAUCAAAGUCACAUCCUCUGAUCAAUUUGACAUUUUACACAGACAUCCACUUUAUUUGAUAGUGCGAAUGAUCUGUUAUGAUGAUGGUUUAGGAAUGGGAAAAAAUCUCCUUGCUCUAAAAACGACUGAUGCAAAUCAGAAUGAAUGCAGUAUCUGUGUGUAUCAAUGCAAUAGCUUGGAACAAGCUCAAACAAUCUGCAAAGUUCUAUCUACUGCUUUUGAUUCAGCACUUUCCUCAGAGAAAUCCUGACAGUUAUUCUCUAAACAAUAAAUCUGGUAACUCCAUGUGGAUUCAUUGGUUAUUUACCUUGUUUAACUGCCUUCAUCUACUAUUGUUGCCUUAGAUUUGUGAACUAAUGUAAAGAAUUACAAAUUCUUAAGUUUGAAGAUGUCUGCAUUUCAAUUUUUCAGUAAAUUGAGAACUAUUGGUCUGUUAGUACUGUGCAGGUUUACAGUUCUACAGAAGUCUAUUGUUGUACAUCACUAUUUCAAUUAUUGUCAAUCAUCCCCAUACCUCCUUGGAGCAGCCUAAGGUUUACUGCAGGAUUUAUAACAAAGGUUUCAGAAAAUGAAAAUAAUCAAGUGAAAUAUAUAAACCUGUAGUAAUCAUGAAGUAUUUCUUUGUAUUGAGGUAUUUCUUAAAUGUCAGACUGGUAGGUAAUAACUUUGAUUUUUGCACUGUAUAAUGCUCAGUGUUUUUACCUCUUCACUAACAAUGGCAAUUAGAUUCUCUACAGUGUGGAAACAGGCCCUUUGGCCCAACAAGUCCACACCGCCCUUUGCAGACCCAUCCCCCUAUAACCCACAUACACCCCUGAACACUACAGGCAAUUUAGCAUGGCCAAUCCACCUAACCUGCACAUCUUUGGACUGUGGGAGGAAACCCACGCAGACACGGGGAGAAUGUGCAAACUCCACACAGGCAGUUAUCCGAGGCUGGAAUCGAACCUGGGUGUCUGGCGCUGUGAGGCUGCAGUGCUAACCACUGAGCCACCGUGCUGCCCCAAUGUAAAUGAACAAGUCUUGAUGAUGAUAUAUGUUCAAGCCAAAUAUAUUUAACAAAUAGUGUGUAGGUCAGUACACUUUGUAAACACCAUUGUAAUUUUUGGCCUUUCAAAUAGCAAUGCAAUGAAGUAACAUCCUUCUAUUUAUACAAAUAAAAGAAAUAUGGACAGUUCAUUUUCUACUUGUACACUAUUAUUUUUCCCUAUGUUAUUACUUCCCAUUAAUAUCAUUCCCAAGUUGUCGAGUCAGAGUCAUACAACAUGGAAACAGACCCUGGGGUUCAACCAGUACAUGCGACCACAGUCCCAAACUAAACUAGUCCCAGCUGCCUGCAUUUGGCCCAUAUCCCUCCAAACAUUAUUUAUUCAUGUACUUACCUAAAUGUCUUUUAAAUCUCAUAACUGCACUUGCAUCCACCAGUUCACUCCUCACACAAACCACUGUUUAAAAAUAAUGCCCCAUUUGUCUUUUUUGUUUAAAACUUUCUCCUCUCAUCUUAAAAAUGACUCCUAGUCAUGAAAUCCUCCACCCUCUAAUGGUUCGGAUUUGGCGCUCGCACAGCCAUGGCUGGGGUUUAAUUCCUGGUUGGCAUGGAUGAGUUGUACUGAAUAUAUAGUAUAUCUCUAUGACUGUAGGGAACAGACAUCUGCAAUUCACCCUAUCUAUUAUUCUCAUGAUUUUAUAAAUCUCGAUAAAUGUCAUCCCUCAACCGCCUACACUCCAGUGAAAAAUAAGCCAGCUUUUCCAGCCUCUCCUUAUAACUCAAACUCUCCAUUCCUGGCAACAUCUUGGUAAAUCUCUUCGGAACUCUCUCCAGCUUAAUAAUGACGUUCCUAUAAAAAAGGGUGACCAGAACUGGACACAGGACUUUGGUGAGGCCUCUUGUAAAGUCCUGUUCACCUCAACAUAACGUCCCAACUCCUUUACUCAAAUGUCUUAACCAUCUUGUCUACAUGUGAUGCAAACUUCAAAGAAUUAUGUGCCUGAACCCAUAGGUGCCUCUGUUCUACAACACUACCCAAGGCCAUUCUUUUAAUUGUACAAGACCUAGCUUUGUUUGUUUCACCAAAAUGCAUUACCUUGUAUUUAUCCAAAUUAAACGCCAUCUACCAUUCUUCAGCCCAUUGAGCCAACUGAUCAAGAUCUCUUUGUAACCUUUGAUAACUUUCUUCACUGUCCACUAUACCACACGUUUUAGGGUCAUCCUGCAAACUUACUAACCAUGUCUUUUAUAUUCUCAUAUAAAUCAAUUAUAUAAAUGACUUACAAGAGUGAAACCAGCACCUGGUGACAGGCCUCCAGUCCAAGAAGUAAAUUUCCACCACCCCACGCUGUCUCCUACCAUCGAGCUAAUCUUUUUUUAAUCCAGUUGGCAAGCUCACCUUGAAUCCCAUGUGAUCUAACUUUUCUAAUUAGUGUACCAUGCAAAACCUGCCAAUCGCUCUGCCCUCAUUAAUCUUCUUGGUUAAAAUGGUAAUAAAAUGCUUUGAAGAACCUUUCAAACAAAAUAUACACUGCUUUUGCAUGAUUAUAGAAGAGACAAGUUCUUUGUCUAAAAGAAACGUUAUUUAUAUUAUGACCCACUAUCGUCUUAGCCAAUUAAUAUGGUAAUUUCCUUGUAAGAGCCAGUUUCAAUUCCCAUCAAUGCUGAGUUUGCAGAUGUACUCCAACUGACUAUUAAGGCGUAAGAUUUCCAGUUAACAUCAAUGCUGCUGAAUCAAAGAAGGGAUUAAAGAAGUCUGAUUGUUACCUAAUAACCCCUGGUGUGGAUAUCAGCUGAGAAUGCCAAUUGGGGUGCCACAGGUUAAAUAACUGUGAACAAUGUCAUGGCUCAAUAAAAAGUCUGAAUCACCUACCAGAAUGUAUUGAGUGAUAAGGAAACUUUGCCCCAGAAAUGUUUGUCUUCAUGGUGGGGAAAAAAAUUGAGAGAAAAAGAAAGAUUUGGAAAUUAUGUUUUUAUCUUUACAAUUUGUUAAAUAAUGUAGACAAGUGAACUAUGACUUUUCAUAUUUGCAAAAAUAAAAAGUCAAAUUGUCGAGAAUUAUUGGGUUCGAUGUUAAAAACUAAGUGAUAUCAUGUGACAUUGAGAAUAAACCAGCAGCCACUGAUGUCAGAACAAUUCGUAUUUUAUCUCAAACGCAGUGAACAACAAAUAAAAUCUCAUACAAAACCAUUAUUCCCAGCCCAAAAACCUUUAUUGACUUUAUUUACUAUAAAAUUCAGCACGUGCGAUAUAUUAAAUUUUGCUGGUUUAUUUUAACCUAGAGAUAGAAAACUUUGCGGAAGUAUUUGAAAUUCAAUGGUACUUUAUUAUUAGAGGCAGAAUUUUUGUUGAACAAGAUUGCGAAAAAACAUGCUGGUCGUGAUCAUCUGGUGUGAUUCUAUUUAUUUCUUUCUGUUUUCCUCAUUUGGGUUAUGUUAGUUCUUUAAGCUAAUGCCAUUUCAUCAAAUUGCAGUACAUUCACAAAAAUUUCAUACCCAUAUAUUUAAUUAACUUCAAAAUUUAUAUAGUCUGGACUUGGUGUUAAAAGUACACAAUAUGAAAUUUUAGUCCCGUCCUAUAAAACAGCUGAAUAGUAGAGGAAUUUUCAUGGGCAGUUAAGUGGAUAACGUUACAUGCAUCUCACAAAUUUAAAUUUUAAUAGAAUGGAAUUAACCUGUA